CGGAGGCCGCGGACCGCGGUGGGAACCGGAGACGGUGACACGCGCGCUGACACACUCACCGCGGGGUUUGCCCGCCUUUCCCCUCCCCCGCCAGCGCGUGCCCUCCCCUCCCCCACCCUGUGUUCUCUAUUUGCACGUUUUUUUUUUUUCCUCUGGUCUCCUGCCGCUGCCGCCGCAGUCCUCCCUGCCGUCCGGGGCCCCCACAAUGGCCACCAGCGACGGCCCAGACCUGCCCAUACACAUAUCCAAGACCCCAAGGAGGACAUCGCCUCCCAACAUGGUGGGCACACGUGACGGUGUGUGAGGAGAGGGCAUGUUACCAUGACCCAAGCCGGACGUGGAACGAUGGAUCCAUGGCAGCCAUGACUGACACGCCCCCAGUCUGGAGCCCCUCCCUCCGGUGACACGCGCAUCACACACUCACCACGGAGGCCACAUGCCCUGUGUGUGUGUGUGUCACCCUCACUGGUCUUGCCGCCCUGCCCCACAUGCUGCCCUUGUAAACCAUGCCUCGGGUCCGGGGACCUUAUGGCCACCAAGGUGAAUGCCGUCCAGUGUGACAGCGAUCCUGACGAUAAGAGUGACAUCGGCUCUUGAACACAAGGCAUUUUAAGCGUGAUGAAAGCCGUGACACUGAGCGUGACAUCAUCAAGCGUGGUGAAAAGUGCGGCGGCGAGCAUGACCUCGGGCGCGCUGCUGGCGUGCCUAGCUGUGGCCUCCCUGGCCGCAUGUGUGUCCUGUUCCUCGUUGCCGCCCGAGGACUCUGGGGAGGGGGCGGGGCCCGUGGUGGUGAGCACGCGCUACGGGCGGCUGCGGGGCAUGCGCGUGCCCCUGCCAGGCGGCUCUCUGGGCCCCGUGGCACGCUUCCUGGGCGUGCCCUACGCUGCCCCGCCCACCGGCCCUCGCCGCUUCCAGCCGCCUGAGCCUCCCGCCCCAUGGCCCGGCGUGCGAGGGGCCGCGCGCUUCGCCCCCGUGUGUCCCCAGGACGCCGACACGCGCCCCGACCCCGCCGCCAUGCUGCCCGCCUGGCUCGCCGCCGACCCCGACGCUGUGGCCGCGCACGCGCGCGAGCAAGACGAGGACUGUCUCUACCUCAACCUGUAUGUGCCGGCGGGCGUGGGAGGCCAUGUGCGGAGCCUCACCGAGGACCUGAGCAGUGACGAGCGCGGGGAUGACCCAGACACCCGCGACCCGGCCACACGCAAGCCGGUCAUGGUGUUCAUCCACGGCGACUCAUACAUGGCAGGCACGGGGAACAUGAUGGAUGGCAGUGUGCUGGCGAGCUAUGGCGAUGUCAUUGUGGUCACGCUCAACUACCGGCUGGGCGCGCUCGGCUUCCUGAGCACGGGCGACCCUGCAGCGCGUGGGAACUACGGGCUGCUGGACCAGAUGCAGGCGCUUCGCUGGCUGCGUGAGAACGCGGUCGCCUUCGGCGGGGAUCCCGCCCGUGUCACGGUCUUCGGCUCGGGCGCCGGAGCCUCGUGCGUGAGCCUGCUCACGCUGUCGCACUACUCGGAAGGCCUGUUCCAGAAGGCCAUCAUCCAGAGCGGCACCGCACUGUCCAGCUGGGCCGUCAACUACCAGCCGGCGGCCUAUGCGCGCAUGCUCGGGGCCCGUGUGGGCUGCGGGGGAGACGUGACGUCGGCGACCUCGCCCCCGGACACCGCGGCGACACCUCCCCUGACGUCCUCGGUGCAUGACCCGCCCUCCCCGUCAGCUGCGCUAGUGGCCUGCCUCCGCCGCCGAGGCGCUCGCGAGCUGACCCGGGCCGCGGGUUCGGUGCCCGCGUCCGCGCCCUUUCACGUGGCCUUCGGGCCAGUGAUCGAUGGUGAUGUGGUGCCUGACGACCCGCAGAUCCUCAUGGAGCAGGGUGAGUUCCUCAACUACGACAUCCUUCUGGGCGUCAACCAGGCGGAGGGCGUGGCCCUGGCCGACCCCGCCCACCCGGACGGCGGCGGCGACGUCACAGCGGAUGGCGAAGAGGAGGAGGAGGUGUCGGCUGCAGGCUUCGAACUCGCUGUUGCCGCCUUCGUGGAUGCGCUGUACGGCUACCCGGGAGGGGAGAUGGGCGUGGCCGGCUGGGGCGGUGGAGCCGGCGGGGACUCCGCCCUUCGCGAGACGGCGCGCUUCAUGUACACAGACUGGGCGGAGCGUGAGGGCGGGGCGGGGUCAAGGCGUCGCGCCCUGGCGGCCAUGUUGACGGACCACCAGUGGGCGGCCCCCGCGGUGGCCACCGCAGACUUGCACGCCCGCUACGGCUCGGCCACCUACUUCUACGCCUUCGCACACCCGUGCCGGGGGGACGCGCAUCCCGCAUGGGCGGCCGAAGCGGGCGCGGCCCAUGGCGACGAGCUGCCCUUCGUGUUCGGGGUCCCGAUGCUCGUGCUGGCGGCGGCCGGGGGUGGGGUUGGAGCAGUCGGAAGCGAGGGCGCGGCCGGAAGUGACAUCGCCGUGGCCACAGCCGCCAAUGCUGCCGCCCUCUUCCCGUGCAACUUCACGCGCAAUGACGUAAUGCUCAGCGCCGUCGUCAUGACGUACUGGACCAACUUCGCCAAGACGGGGGACCCCAACCGUCCGGUGCCACAGGACACCAAGUUUGCGCACACACGCCCCAACCGCUUCGAGGCAGUGGCUUGGCCAAAGUACACACCACGGGAGCGCCUCUACCUGCACGUUGGGCUGCGGCCGCGCGUGCGUGACCACUAUCGAGCCACCAAGGUGGCCUUCUGGCUGGAGCUGGUGCCGCACCUACACGGGCUGCGCGAGGCCUUCCCCUACCUGACCACACCUACCGCCGCCCCACGUGCCCAGCCUGGCCCCCGCAGGGCGUGGCCGCCCACGCGUCGGCCUGCCCCACCCUCCUCAGGGAGGCCCGCCUCUUCCUCCUCUUCUGCGUCAGCUUCAUCCUCGCGGGACUCAAACCCAGGGCCAGGUGAGGCCUCGGUGCUCAUUGAAACGCGACGUGACUACUCCACGGAGCUCAGUGUCACCAUUGCCGUGGGUGCCUCCCUCCUCUUCCUCAACAUCCUGGCCUUCGCUGCCCUCUACUACAAGAAGGACAAGCGGCGACAUGAGACCCACCACCGAAGGAUGGCUGCUUCCGGUGGCACUUCAGGGUUCGCGUCCGGGCUCACUUCCGCUUCUGGUGCAACUUCCGGUUCGACUUCCGGGUUUGCCUCGGCUUCUGGUCCCACUUCUGGUUUUGCUUCUACUUCUGGUCCCACUUCCGGAUAUACUUCUGCCCACCGCCCUGGAAACGAUGCCCUGAAACGUGGUCGGGAGGAGGACCCCGGGGCAGCAGUGACAUCGCCCUCAUCCCUUGAUGCCCUGCGGCUGCCCACUGGCCCGCCAGACUACGCACUCACGCUGCGUCGUGCCCCUGACGACGCUGCACCCCUUGCUGUGCCCAGUGCCAUCACCAUGGUGCCCAAUGCGCUGGCCGGGCUCCCACCACUGCACGCCUUUGGCCACUCCACCACUCGGGUAUAGCGGGAGAUUGCUCACCCUGCCCCACACGCUCGUGUCAUCAACACCGAAGAAACCGUCGCUGGGGAUCGGGCGCCCCAGAAACUGACGUUAGGACCAUGAAAAUGGCAUGGGGGACCCUUGAAAUUGCCACAGGGACCCUCAACACCAGAAACUGACACGAGGACCCUCAAAAUGGCAUGGAAGACCCUAGAAACUAAGAUGGGGGAUCUGGCACACCCAAAACUAACAUUGGGAACCUAAAAACGGCACGGGAAACCCUUGAAACUGCCAUGGGAACCCUAGAAACUGCCACAGGGUCCCUACAAACUGGCAUGGGGACUCUCGGAACUGACAGGGGUCCCUAGAUACCAUCACAUCUAUUCUACAAACUGCCACUGGGAUCGGGGACACCAGAAACGGACAUGAGGACCCUAACAAAUGGCACGGGGGACCCUAGAAACCACCGAGGGUGACCUCUAGAAACCUCCACACUGAUUCUCCCCCCCACCCCGCCCCGCCGCCAUCCAAGCACGCGAUGAGGGUAAGGACCGCUGGCCCGAGGUCCAGAUCUCUCCUGGAAGACCCCAGCGUGAUACCCCCGGAUUCCAGGCCCAGAAUUACCCACAGUUCCCAGGAUGCUAACCAGCCUCCCAUGGUCCCCAGAACCUCCCAUAAUUUCCCAUGAUCCCAAGAACCUCCCAUGGUCCCCGGAACCCAACAUGAUCCCCGGAACCUCCCAUGAUCCUCCAUGAUCACCUAAGAUCUCAGAACCUCCCAUGAUACCCAGAAUCUCCAAGGGUACCCCAGGAUCCCAGAACCUCCCAUGAUCCUCCAUGAUCCCCCAACAACACAGAACCGCCCAUGAUCCCCAGAACCUCUCAGAUUCCCCAUGAUCCCAAGAACCUACCAUGGUCCCCAAAACCCAACAUGAUCCCCAGAACCUACCAUGAUCCCCAAAUCUCCCAGAUCCCCCAUGAUCCCAGAACCUCCCAUGAUACCCCACCAUUGACAGGUCCUCGGCCGCGCUCUGGCCACGCCCCCUAUAGGCCCCACCCCCAUCCCUGAUCAAAUGUGAAGAGACUGAACUGGGAUUAAAAGAAAAGUUCAAAUUUUAAAGUUUUGAAAUUUUUGAAUUUUUAAAAAAAUUUUGAACUUGAGUCACGAGCGUCAGUGUCAUCGAGGGAGAAAGAACAGAAGCUACUCAAUAAAAACGUGAAUUUUUAUUUCUAUGGGAAACGUCGGGAAAGCAUUUCAGAAUAUGUGGGAAGUUUCUCCGAUGUCAUGAUUCUGGUGGGGGGGAAAAAUUUAAAGCCGUCAAGGUUCCUGCAGUCGGUCAGGAAUUUGCCCUAAUCCGGAAAAACAAAACAAAACAAAACAAAAAACAGAAAAACAAAAAACAACUACCCCCCCCCCCAUGGAAAAUUUUAUUUCACUGAAAAUUGAGAAUCUUGAUUUGACCAAAACCAAGAAAUUUCCUGAUUGUAGCUGAGGAAAAGUGUGAAAUUCUGCUGGAAAAAGAAACUGGGAUUUCUGUCCCGGAGAUAACUGGACAGAAUUCGAAUUUUGAAUUUUGAAUCAAAAUUUAAUAAACAACAACAACAACAACUGGGAAAUAGAAUCCAAAGCAACGAAUUCCACGAGGGGCUGGCGGACUCAUACAACCAAAAUCGAAUGUUUUUUUAAAGAAAAGUUGGGAAAAAAAAUUGAAACUGCAGAAGGGUCAUGUGCAAAAAGACAAAAAUAAGAAAAAAAGUGUGUAAAAAUUUUUUAAAUAAAAAAGGAAAAUGUAAAUAUUGAAAAAUAUAUAUUAUAAAAAACAAUC
Psammomys obesus (fat sand rat) is the source of this 5290-nucleotide messenger RNA. RefSeq names its product neuroligin 4 X-linked (gene Nlgn4x). The record is from RefSeq and is a predicted model, not a curated record. The transcript is spliced from 8 exons. Gene Ontology annotation, cellular component: postsynaptic specialization membrane; synapse; cell surface. Gene Ontology annotation, molecular function: signaling receptor activity; neurexin family protein binding. Gene Ontology annotation, biological process: chemical synaptic transmission; modulation of chemical synaptic transmission; synaptic vesicle endocytosis. NCBI's taxonomy places the organism in Eukaryota, Metazoa, Chordata, Mammalia, Rodentia, Muridae. Bases 619 to 3489 code for a protein of 956 amino acids.